Messenger RNA from Polyodon spathula (Mississippi paddlefish), 1508 nucleotides. RefSeq names its product spectrin, beta, erythrocytic (gene sptb). The record is from RefSeq and is a predicted model, not a curated record. Gene Ontology annotation, biological process: actin cytoskeleton organization. The transcript is spliced from 13 exons. Bases 54 to 1508 code for a protein of 484 amino acids. Gene Ontology annotation, molecular function: actin filament binding. NCBI's taxonomy places the organism in Eukaryota, Metazoa, Chordata, Actinopteri, Acipenseriformes, Polyodontidae. Gene Ontology annotation, cellular component: cell junction; cortical actin cytoskeleton; cell projection.
AGUGCAAUGUUAUUUUGCAGAGGCCUGUUGUUUCCUAGCAAAGUGCCAGGAACAUGACCUCCAGCACAGACUUCGAUCAGCUGGAUGUUCAGCAGCAGUACAGCAGUGUGAAUGCUCGCUGGGAGUGCCUGGAUGAGGAGCUGGACAAUGACCACAGUUCUGCCAGGCUGUUUGAGAGAUCCAGGAUCAAGGCUCUUGCAGAUGAGCGUGAAGUGGUGCAGAAGAAGACCUUUACCAAAUGGGUGAACGCCAACCUCUCUCGAGUGAGCUGCCGGAUCUCAGACCUGUACCUGGACCUGCGGGACGGGCGCAUGCUCAUCAAGCUGCUGGAGGUCCUCUCCGGAGAGCACCUGCCUAAGCCCACCAAAGGCAGGAUGCGUAUUCACUGUCUGGAGAACGUAGACAAGGCGUUGCAGUUCCUGAAGGAACAGAGAGUGCACCUGGAGAACAUGGGCUCCCACGACAUCGUCGACGGCAACCACAGACUCAUCCUUGGCCUCAUCUGGACCAUUAUCCUGCGCUUCCAGCUUCAGGACAUUGUUGUGGAGACACAAGACAACAGAGAGCCCCGCUGUGCUAAAGACGCCCUGCUUCUGUGGUGCCAGAUGAAGACAGCCGGCUACCCGAAUGUCAACAUUACCAACUUCACCACCAGCUGGAAGGAUGGCAUGGCGUUCAACGCUCUCAUCCACAAACACAGAUCUGAUCUAGUAGACUUUCAUAAGCUCAAGAAGUCCAACCCCACGCACAACCUCCAGCAUGCCUUCGAUGUCGCAGAGCAGCAGCUGGGUGUAACCAAGCUCCUUGAUCCGGAGGAUGUUUUCACAGAGAAUCCAGAUGAGAAAUCAAUCAUCACCUACGUGGUGGCUUUUUACCACUAUUUCUCAAAGAUGAAGGCUCUGGCUGUCGAGGGAAAGAGAGUUGGAAAGGUGCUGGAUCAUGCCAUUGAAACAGAGAAAAUGAUCGAAAAAUAUGAAAGCCUGGCUUCGGAUCUGCUCACCUGGAUAGAGCAAACCAUCAUCACCCUCAAUAGCCGCACUUUUGCCAAUUCUUUGACUGGAGUGCAACAGCAGUUGCAAGCAUUCAACUCCUACCGCACCACAGAGAAACCACCAAAGUUCCAGGAGAAAGGCAAUCUUGAAGUCAUGCUGUACACCAUACAGAGCCGCAUGAGAGCCAAUAACCAGAAAUUAUACACUCCCCAUGAGGGAGCACUGGUGUCUGACAUCAACAGGGGCUGGGAGAGGCUGGAGAAGGCAGAGCAUGGACGGGAGCUAGCUCUGCGCAAUGAGCUCAUCCGCCAGGAGAAGCUGGAGCAGCUGGCCCGGCGCUUCGACCGCAAGGCAGCCAUGCGCGAGACCUGGCUCAUCGAGAACCAGCGCCUGGUGGCACAGGAUAACUUUGGCUUAGACCUGCUGGCAGUGGAAGCAGCGAAGAAGAAGCAUGAUGCCAUCGAGACAGACAUCUGCACGUACCAGGAGCGUGUGCAGUACUCUCUAGAAUGUUAG